UACGCGUAAUACAAGGCGCUAUAUAUCUGAAUGAUAAUGUGCCUAUUCCACGCACUACAAAACGAAGAUAUACCGAUAGUCAUUCUAUUUCGCCCAUGGAUGCAACAAACUCUGCUGAAGUUGCGGCAAGUGAUGACCGCGACAUUGGAACGGUUUCGCAUGAGGAAAAAGAAUUUGGCUCGCACAGUCCCAUUUUCAUGCACGAGGAAGAUAUUGAAAAUGUUGAAGAAGACGAUCGGCAUGCAAUGGAUGGGAGACCACAUGAGCUGGUCACAGAGUUCAUAGAUCCUGAACGUGAAAAGGGUACGGUGAGAGAUAAUAUGUUAGCAUCUGUUACAGUGGGUGUGCUGACCAUUCUGAGUGAAGAUAAUCCUGAGCUUGGCUUGAUCAUCAAUAUUGCUAUGUCUGGUUCUGAUGAUGACGAUGCAGAUCUGCGUGAAGGCCAAACUGCUCAUGAUGAUGCCCAAAUGUCUGAUUCUGAUGAAGACCUUGCAGACCAAAUUGCACAUAAUGAUGCGCAGAUAUCUGAUACCGAUGAAGACCUUGCAGAACCAUUUGAAGGCCAAAGUGGUCACGAUGCUGCUCAGCAUACACCUUUAUCUAGGGCCCAACAGCAGCAACCUAGCAGUGGUGGGGCUUGAACCAGCAACCUUUGGAUAACUAGUCAUGUGCCUUAACCACUAGGCUACGGCUUGAACUACACAACUCAGUCAGAGAUCCAGUAAGAGAUCCAGAGAUCAGAUCUGCUGAGAUGAACCAGGAGGAACGGAGGAUCGUGCUGCUGGGGAGGACUGGUGUUGGGAAGAGCUCAACAGGAAACACCAUCCUGGGAAUUAAUGCAUUCAGAUCAGAACGAUUUUUAGAUUCUGUAACAAAACACAGUGAAAGUGCAGAAGCUGUGAUAGGAAACCGUGUACGUGUGGUUGAUACACCAGGAUUCUUUGACACAAGAUCACUGACACUAGAUCAGUUAGCGGUGGAGUUGUACAGGACUGUUUAUCUCUCACAACCAGGAGUUCAUGCUUUCAUUCUGGUUUUCAGGUUUGAUCAUUUCACAAAACAGGAAAUAGAAAUAAUUAGGCGCUUACAGAAGGUUUUUGGUGAGCAGGUUACAGAUCACAUGAUCAUUUUGUUUACUCAUGCUGAGGGUGUAAGAGAGGAAAUUAUACAUCAGGAAAUAAGCAGGAAUAAAGAUCUCAGAAGGGUUUUAGAUCAGUGUGGAGGAAGAUUUCACAUCUUUAAUAAUGCAGAACCACAGAACAGACAGCAGGUCACUGAACUUCUGCAGAAGAUAGACAGGGUGGUGCAGUGGAAUGGAGAAGGAUUCUACACUAAUGAGGUGUAUGAGGGAGCACAGACCUUAACCUGGGAUGAAUUAUGGGAGAAAUUCAAAUUAUCCUUUUUCAUUAAAGCUACUGCUCUAGCUAUAGGUGUGCUGACACCAACAGCAGUUAUGAAGGGGGUGGCAGCAUUAUUCAGAUUAUACUUUUCCACUGCAGCUGAUGUUCUAGCUGGAUCUGGAUCUGUGAUGAUACCAGUAGUAGCAGCAGCAGUUAUUAUAGGAGUGGUGUCAGUGAUAAUGGGAUCAUUAAGGUGGUAACUGGGAUUUAGGAAGGAAGUGGUUUGUGGUGCUUCAUUGGGAGCAGCAACAGGAGGUGAACAACACUCAUAAAUAUGUGAUUAAAUGAUUAAAUAUUACAAAUAUAAACGGUCAUACUAACAAACAUUGUUACUAGUUUAAAUACUUAUUUUGUUGAAGCUUUUAAACAGUGAUAGCUCAGUGGUUAAGGUACUGGAUUAGUAAGCAGAAGGUUGCCGGUUCAAACCCCACCACCACCAAGUUGCCACCCUUGGGUCCCUGAGCAAGGCCCUUAACCCUCAACUGCGCAUCGUGUUCAGCUCAUUGUGUAAGUCGCUUUGGAUAAAAAAGUCUGCUAAAUGCUGAAAAUGUAAUCACACUUUAAUCUGACAAUCAUUUAAUCAUUUGUUUUACUGCUUACAUGGGAAUGUUUCCUGCAUUUUUAUUUAUAAUUUAAUUAUUUACACAAUGGUUUUAUUUAAUAAAAUGAAAGUGAACCCUUUUAUUAAUUCAUUAAA
Trichomycterus rosablanca is the source of this 2097-nucleotide messenger RNA. RefSeq names its product GTPase IMAP family member 9-like. The coding region runs from base 752 to 1600 and encodes 282 amino acids. Gene Ontology annotation, molecular function: GTP binding. The transcript is spliced from 7 exons. The record is from RefSeq and is a predicted model, not a curated record. Lineage: Eukaryota; Metazoa; Chordata; Actinopteri; Siluriformes; Trichomycteridae.